UGAUAUUCAAACUUGUAUUCAGUGGCAGUAUAACAGAAAUGAAGAGGUAAACAGUACCCCAGGUCGAGAAAACUGUAUUGUGGGUUUUGAAUCUCACGAAAACUUGGUUUCUGCAUUGACCGUUAAGGCAGAGGAAAAAGCAGGGAACCCAAGUGACCCUCCUCUGGUGUCAACCGAGGUUGAGGACAGCUUUGAAUCUCAAAUUGUUGAAAAUAUAGUCGUACAAAAUGAGCUUGGCAAUGACACUGAAAGUGAUGUAGGUUACAGUUCAUCUUCAGAUAUUGAUGGCUUGAGAAAACCUCAAAUGUGGCAUCUUUCAGUUAUCAGUCGAUCUCAAAUUGGUCGCAUAAAAUGCAAACAUGCACAGAGAGCGUAUUGAUGGCAAUCACAUUUCUGCAUGGAGUAACUUAACUGACUGAACAUGAUAUGUACCCACAGCGAUCAAAUCUUUGUAAAAUAUGGACUAGUCGCUGGCCUAAUUAUGCUAUAACUUAGAUGAUUUUUUUUUAUCUAUGGUACAUGUCUGAAAAGUCUCAGACCUUGUGUAAAGUUGUUUAAUAGUGCUCAACAGUGAGAUUUGCCAGCCUUGGCGGGAUAGUGCCUUUGUGCAGUCUCCUGGUGAACAUUUUAGUUCAUGGUUCAUAUUUGUUGAGGUCAAAUGUAGCAUGACCUUUUUGUUGAUAAAUAUGUUAUUAAUGGAUGUAGUUCUAGUUCAUAUUGAGAAGUACUGAGCUUUGCUUUGCAUUACACAGAAGCCACUUGUAUUUUUACACCACUUACAGCUUCAUUACACUGCCCAUUCAGGGUUAUGAUAUUCAUUUUACCUUUCCAGGCCUAAAUGGUAUCAAAUUGUAACUUUUGAAACAAGUGUUUGUACUGGACUAGAAAGUAAGCCCUGUGGUUCCAAUGACCAGACAUUGUAAAUUGCAAUCCUUGCAGUCAGACUCUGAAUUGCUUUUGUUUCAGGUGUCAUCUGAACUGAUGACUGCAUUAGUUAACUUUGUUAACUUGAUAUUUUGAAAUUUGUACCGAACUCAAUUUUGAGCUUUAAAGUGUUCUGUAAUGUUACUUGAAGUUGUUUGAUUGCUAGAAAUUCUGCAAUUAUGGUUGGAAAAAAAUGGUUAAUGAAUAAUGGGCUGAAUUCAAUGACACGCUCUUCACUCAUGGACCAGAGGUUAAGUUUUUCAAAUGUAAUGAAACUGUACCACUCGAGGACGAGGGUUCUUAAAGCAGGGAAGAUGUAGGGAAGCGUGUUCUAGGGGACACCGUAGUUUAUUUGGCAUGCCGCCCAGCCCGUUAGAAAUGUACAACAAAUUCCCGCGAAGGAAGUGCGGUGGGCGUGCAGUGCGAGUAAUAAUUAUAAUCCUUUCCAGUGUGGGAACCACAGAAUCCUUUCAAGCCAAGAUGACCGCCAGAUUUGUAGGUUGCGCACUGGGUCAAGAUUUCUCGUCAGCGUUGGCACGCAGACGUUCUGGAUUAAUGGUGUCUGCCAUCGUGAAUACUCUGAGCAAAUCGUCCCAAGCACGCAGAGCACAGCCAUGGUUGGUUCCUGAGUCUUCUCGAUCAAAGACGGCUUUGUGGAAGGCUUCUGCCAAGCCUUAUAGCACGCAGUCACCACAGAUGUUGGUCACUGUUCCACCGCAGCCACUAACCAAGGAAACGCCAUCCCCUGCCUCCGGCCAGAAUGGCUUCAAGACACUAACCAACGUGGAGGUAGACACCGAGAAAAAGCAACUCCUUGUUUCCUGGGAAGGCGGUGCUGCGAGCCAGGCCUUUCCAUUCGUCUGGCUUCGGGACAAUUGUCACUGUCCAGAUUGUUUCCACCCAAUUGCCCUGGGCCGCUUACCAAGUGCGCAGGUAGUGAAUGUCGACGUUGUUGCUGACUCCGCUGAAUUAUCUGCCGACGGGACGAAGUUAACUGUCCAAUGGGACGACACUCACAAGAGCCAAUUUACGACUGAUUGGCUGAGAUAUUAUCGCUUUGAUAAAUCCCCGGAUGACCAGUUGUUCAAUCCAAAAUUAAGUUUUUUUAGUGCUGACGCCUUCCCCAAGUGCUUUGAUUUUGGCGAGUUGCUGGCGGACGACAGGAUCCUGUACGGCUGGCUGAGCGAGGUGCUAAAGCGAGGUGUUGCUGUGGUGAAAAAUGCUCCCGCAGAAAUCGGGCAGCUGCAGAAGAUGGGAGAAAGGGUGGCCUUUCUUCGACCAACCCUUUUCGGGGUAACCUCUUGUGUGAAGAGCGAACUCAAGCCCAGUAGUCUCUCGUACACAUCGGAUGGCUUGGCGACACACAUCGACUACAAUUACUACAUGCGGCAGCCAGGGUUCGGAAUGCUGCACUGCAUCGAGCAGGCCGAGGGGGAAGGAGGCGAAAGCCUGAUAUCGGAUGGCUUCAAGGUCGCCUUGGAUCUCAAGGAAAUUGACCCGGAGGCAUUCCGUCUCCUGACGACCUACCAGUUUGAAUAUUCGGAAAAGGGAACAGACUUUUUUGGGCGUUUCUAUCUGCAUAGCAGGCACCCUGUUAUCAGAUUGAAUGAGCGUGGUGACAUCGAGGCCAUCUCGAUCAGCAAUCACACCCGGGACCCCAUGCUCCGAGUUCCCGUUGACCAGGUGCUGCCGUUUUACCGUGCCCUCGAUAUAUACUUCAAGAUGCUCCAGAAACCGGAAAAUCUGCUCAAAUACAAAAUGCAAAAAGGAGAUAUACUUUCGUUCAACAACCGGCGGGUCUUGCACGGACGCAACUCCUUCACCUUGACGGAAAACAGUGUUCGCUGCCUUGAAGCCGGUUACCUGGACUGGGAUGAAAUUAACUCUCGACUGCGCGUCCUGGCAAUGAAGUUGGAAAAUCCUGCAAAUGAGUGAACAGGCGUGGUAUAGAAGUAUAUACCCCCAUCCACUCAGUAAUAACAUUUUGUAAAGAACUUAGACUGCCUCUGGUGGUGUAGUGAAAACUAACCAACAAGGUGAUCCACGGAGCAUUCUGUCCUCUCCCCGGCGAAACCUUGGGCCGAUAGAAUGCUCAUUGGAUCACUAAGAUGUGAAAACAGUAUGUGUUUUGUUUUAUGUCACCUCUCCCACGGACUCUUGAUUGAAACGAUGACUGAUUAAGUUACUAAAUACAAUGUGAAAACGGCGUUUAGAGUUAAAACAAUUUUUCCCACUUUUUAAACACAUUUAGCUCACGACAUGGUCAUUGAAAUGCUUGCAAUGUGUUUGAAUUCUAACGCUUUUCGGUGGUUUGUGAAAAGCUUUGUGAAAUCCGCUGAGCAUUUAAAAUUACAUUUUUAAACGCACUUCAGAGUGUUAACAUGUCGCUGGUCAAAUAUGUUGAAAAAGAAAAGUGGUCACAAAGAAGUGCUCAGAAAUGUGUUUAGACUCUAAGCACCUUUACAGUGUAAAUACAAUGAAAUGCUCUUCUUUAGGAAGACGGAAUUUGUUGAAAAUUCUCUGGCACUUCUCAAAAUUAUUAUCAAUUAUUAUUAUUAUCAAUUAAGUUCAUGGGGGGUUAAUUUAAUACCACUUGGGACAAUGUUGGCUCGCUUGACGAAUACCCCAAGUGAUACAGCGAAACAAAUAUGGGUUUAUCAGCUGCCGGUGAUAGAUGCUUUUCAAAGGCAAUGGAAGCAAAUCAGCUCACCAAAGACCAUCCGGUCAGCUGUUAAACCUUUUCGACAUCCGCACCUCAUCAUGAAAUUAGGCUGCUGGCGAUUAAGUAAUGCAUUUUUUCUUUGCAAAGAAGCGUCCUAGAGAUAGCCAGCUUUCACUAAUGUGGCAUUGAAACUGUUGGAUUAAGUUAUUCACAACAAUAAUAUUUAAAGCCUUAUGAGAAAAAAAGUAAUUUGGGGCUCCUUCCAUACAUAAAGUGGUGCAUUCAGCUUAUUAACAAUUGAGGCUGUCAUAAAAUAAUUUCUAUAGAUAGUAACUAAAAUUAGUAUUUUUGGAAUCAUUAAGUAGCAAUUCAGUCGAAAUAUUUUUUUUAAAAACUUGAGCAAACUUGAGCAAUGUUUAACCUUGGUGAUAAAAUGGUAAAGGGAUUUGAUAAAAUGAAGGUAGCUGGGAUAACUUAGACAUAUUCUAGAAUAUAUUUCAGGUAUUCCCCAAUAAAUGCACUCGUCAAGAGUGACAUACAGGCCAAAGCAAACACGUUGGCCAAUCACAACGCGCGAAAUUUGUCGACCCUUUCCGAACGCGCAUUGCGUCGAAAACGCGCACCGUGAUUGGUCAACGCGCUGCAAACUCUUGGAGGCGCACAAUUGUGAAACGCCCGUAUUGGGAGGAGAGGGACAGCCAUUCGGAGAAGUUCGACACACACAAAAACACUCAACUAUUUCUAUUUUAAUCGUCAUUUUAAUCGCAAAAACCAUCAUUGUUUUUCCUUUAGAGAAUCAUGUUUUACUUCUGACGGAUAACGACUAAAAAUUAAAACAGAGGGUAGGCAUGGAUGUGAGAAACGCGCCAAAUGUUGACCCGCGAAAGGAUACGUGGUGGGGGCGGGAUAGGGGUUUGCGCUCCGUCCCCGAGGAUUAUUUUCCUUCUGAAAAAGGAGGAUACAAUACACACAUCUUACACCAGCUCAGAUGUACAAUGUAGCUGUAAAUUCCAGUCUCCGUGGCGCCAGGGGGGCUUUAGCAUUACAAGCUGUUUUGGGGGGACGGGGGAUUUCUCGUCUUGGAAGUAACACGAAAGUAACAC
Molecule: messenger RNA, 4689 nt
Organism: Acanthaster planci (crown-of-thorns starfish)
Lineage: Eukaryota; Metazoa; Echinodermata; Asteroidea; Valvatida; Acanthasteridae
Product: gamma-butyrobetaine dioxygenase-like
Biological process (GO): carnitine biosynthetic process
Cellular component (GO): mitochondrion
Molecular function (GO): gamma-butyrobetaine dioxygenase activity
Source: RefSeq, a predicted model, not a curated record